This is a messenger RNA of Blepharisma stoltei, 3625 nucleotides long. The record is from the annotation of a GenBank genome assembly. NCBI's taxonomy places the organism in Eukaryota, Ciliophora, Heterotrichea, Heterotrichida, Blepharismidae.
AUGCUGGUGAGGUAUUUAUUUCUCUUUCCCACUGUACUUUCAAUUAUGAUACAAAGGGAACUCGGAUCAAUUUACUUAACGGAAGGAGAAUCUUAUGAGCUAUACUUAUUAGACUAUUUCAGUGGAAACAAUCUAUCUUUUGCAAUCUCAGAUUCCAAUAUGACAACUGGCUCAGCAAUGCUUGAAAAUAAAUGCGAAUUUGAGAUGCUAGCAUUCCUCCCAUUUCAAAAUUCAAGCUGAAAUGAAACCUGAACCCAUUCAUCUCUCCAGCCUUUAAUAUCCUGAAAGCCGAUUUUUGAAUCAUAUGAAAUCAUAAUAUGGUAUAAUCUUAAAUAUGUAGUUUUUUAUAACUUCUUUUCAGAGAGAGGAGAAAUUGAAAUGCUUUGAAAUGGAUUUAUUGACUCAGAGUAUCUAAGUCCUCAAAUAGAAGAUAUUAAAAUUUAUUCAAGUGACCAUGGCCAAAUCUCUUACGCUCUAAUAUGAGUAAAGCAGCAGGAAAAUGCUCUUAUAUGGAGAAACGAUUUUUAUUAUAUGAAUUUAUCAAAUUUAUCAGCUCUAGUAAAUCCAAAAUGAGUAAACAUCAGUGAAGCUACUUAUGCCUCUAAUAUAAUCUUAACUCAUGGGGCCAUUAGCAGCAUAACUUCUAUUUAUCUUGAAUUCUCAUCCUCACCUAGUGCAAUUUAUGUAUAUAAUAUAACAAACAUUGAAGAGCCUAUCCUUACUCAAGUAAUAUCAAAAUAUUAUGGAAUCUCAAUAAACAAACUUUCAGUUGCUAGUAUGUACAUGGAUUCUAUCUAUUUGUACGUUCUUGAUGCAAAUUUUGGAGUUAUUGGGUAUAGUAUGUUUAACUAUCGGGGUAGAUUUUUUACAGAAUAUGCAUGAAAUUAUUAUGGCUAUGUUGGGACUCUCAGUUCUAUGUGAAAAUCUUAUAAUGACUGCCUGGGAGUAAUUUCAAGCUCAGGAAUAUUGUUUGUCAAAAAUUCGCUGCAGCAAUUAUCAUUCAGUUUUCUGGGAGGGGAAGGAAUGAAUUGGGAGAAUGGUUGCCUUCAAAUUAUUGAAGAUUAUUACUUCGUGCAGUCUAUUAAUGGAGUUUUAUCAGUUGCUUUAAGCAGAGCACAGCCGCUUCAAAUAUUAUAUAAUAUUGAUAUAAGAAAUCUAAUUGGAGAAAGAUUUGAAGCAACUGGACAAUGGGGAUUUUUUAUAAAUGAGGAUAUAUUUUAUUUGAGGUUUGAUAUGGAUGGCUUAAGGAUUUAUAAAGCAUACUUAGAAGAAUGAAGAAUUAAAAUUUGGGGAAAUUCAACUUACCAUAUCCAAAUCACUGCAAAAGAUCAAAAUGAUGACAUAAUUUCCAAUAAUUUAUAUGUCAACUCAAUUCCUCAAAAAUCACAAGAAAUUUUGCAAAUUGACAUGUAUCGGCCAACUUCCAUUUCUCCUAUCGAAUUGAUAGCUGACGGACAAAAUGGAACCUCAUUUUCUAUAGUUUUGAAUGAUUAUUUUUCGGGUCCAAAUCUUGAAUUCACAAUAGUUGAUCUUCCCGACUUAAAUACUGCUAGUUUCGAAAUCAUUAGUAUGAACAAACUGAAAUUAUAUCAAAAUGUUUCUCUGUCAAGCAACAUUACAAAUUUUGUAAUUUCUGGAGAAAAUAUCGUAUCUUUUUAUGAUGAUAAAGUUAUUAUAGUUGAUCGAAAUGAUGACGAUAUAAUUAUAGAUGUUACCAAUCCAAUAAAAUUUUUAUGAAGCAGAGACUACAUCAUAUAUUCUAAACCAAAUCAGAAUUCGUUUUUAAUUAGCACAUAUCUUUCUUUUGAAGGAAAAAUUCAGGACAUUCCAUCUGAAAUAGAUUGUAUUUUCUUUUUAAUUACUAAUUGGAAUCUUAUAUGCGCAGAUUCGCAUCAAAUUGACAUAUAUUACAAUAAUGAUACCUAUUACUAUGCUCCAUUGGUUACUUUAACUGGUGAGCAAUUUGAAAAAGGCUCUUCUUGAAAUAUAACAGAUCUAACGGUAUCUUUCUCAACCCCAUCUAUACUUUACAUUUAUAUAAUAGAUAAUGAUUUAGGUGCAGUUAUUAUAGACUUAAAAAGUAUAAUUGAAACAACUGAACCUUAUAAUUAUUAUGGAAAAGUAUCAGGUGCUAAAAAUGCUAUAAAUACAGGAAGUGAAAUUUGUUUUGUUUUUGAAAAUUUCAUUGAGAUAUAUGGAUAUUCUUUAGAAUAUUCGAAAACAAUUUUGACAAAUAUAUAUGAGCCUAUUGUUGGAACAUAUGGAGAGUCAAAUAUGAUUUAUUUGAUAACUAGUAGUGCUUUAUAUAUCUUUGAUAGCGGCCAGCCCUCACAUAAUUCUUUAUUUUAUACAUUGCCUAUUAGCAAUCCAAGCCUGCUAUCAUUUGGGUUAUUUAACUGAGGAGAUAUGAGAAUUGCUAAUUUCAAUCCUGAUAAGCACUAUGUUGAAAUCUAUACAAGCCCAUGCCCUAAUAAAGAAUUCAAUGAGGGAUGCUCAUUUUAUUAUGAAUUUUAUAUGCACAUUGGCAACUCUGAUUACUUAAAAGACUUUUCUUUGCAAACAAGCAUUUCAAUAGCUGCAUUUAAUAAAGAAAAUUUAUUAAAAGAAACUUUCCCUAUAAAUUUGAUAAUUAACGGAAAUUUCCCUUGGUAUAAAGAAGAAAAUUGAGAAAAUAAUAAAAAUAUUCCAUAUAAUGAGAGAUACGAAUUAGAUUUAAGUAAAUUUUUUGAGGGGCAAAAUAUUUUGAUGGCUUUGUCUGUUAAUGGAAAUUACUCUUUCAAUGAAACAGUAGAUAACUGGCCUGCAGUCAUUCCUCAGCGAACUGAAUUACUGGGAAGAUACGAUUUGAAUAAACAUUAUGGUAAGACUAAUCAUAUUAUUAUACCCAAUACAGAGAUCGCUGUAAUAUUGUCUUUUUCUGAAUUAUUCAUAAUCGAUGCUACUGGGUUGACGAAUAAAGCUUUGGUUUUGAACUUAACUGAGAUUUCAAAUAUUACAGAUUUGAUAUGCAACUUUAUGGAAGUUUUCCCUCACACACAAAAUAAUCUCGCUUUAUUAAUAACAUCAUGCAUUUACUCAUUCCGUGUGCGAGAAAAACCAUUGGAAAAAUCCCGAUUUUUUGUCCAAAAUUUUUUUCUGAAACAAAAAUUUGACAUAUAAGCGAUAAUUAGUAUAAUGAACUCUAGCUAAUUCUAAUUAAUUUUUAACAAAUUGCAUUUAAAAACAUAACCUUUAAAAAUUAAAUAAAUAUUUGCUUUCCAAUAUUGGGAAUUGGGAUUUUUGGCAAAAAAAUUAGUAUAAAAUAUAUAUAUACAUUUUUUUUAAAAAAAAAUUAACCCCCUCCAUAAGCGAAAAAAAAUAUUUAUUUUCACUUAUGGAGGGGCUGAAUUAUAGAAUUCCAGAAAUAAUUGAAUAUAAAAGCACAACCACCUAUAUUUCGGAAUUUGCUUAUGGUAUUGCUCUAUGAGAGUUAGAUUAUAUAAAUUUUGAAAUAAUUAAAUACAAACUCCUUAAUACAUAUAGCGAUCACAAUUAUCUAAAAGUUGCCCCUCUUGAUGCUCAAAGUUUCGAGAUUUUGGCUUUUUAUAUUGACGAUACAACUCAAAAUUAUAUAAAUAACAUUUAA